Musa acuminata AAA Group (dessert banana) is the source of this 3059-nucleotide messenger RNA. Its product is annotated as zinc finger CCCH domain-containing protein 36-like. Lineage: Eukaryota; Viridiplantae; Streptophyta; Magnoliopsida; Zingiberales; Musaceae. The transcript is spliced from 6 exons. The record is from RefSeq and is a predicted model, not a curated record. Gene Ontology annotation, molecular function: metal ion binding. The coding region runs from base 105 to 2420 and encodes 771 amino acids.
GAAGGGCAACCCUCGCAGUGCCUCCAAUUUAGAACCACUGUUGCCUUCGUGCGAUCCUCUCUCCUUUUCGUUUGCCGCCGUACCACUAGCACUCGCCGUCGGAGAUGCCGAAACCCUCCGCGACGCCGAUCUCCGAUUCGUCUCUGGAGCCUCAGGAGGAGGGCGACUCCCGCGCCGCCGCCGGAGACGAUGACGGCUACGAGUCCCUCGGCGAGGACCAGGGAGAAGACGACCGAGAAGAUGAGGAGGAAGAGGUAGAAGAGGCAGAGGGCGAGGAUGAAGAAGAGGGAGACAUGGCAGAGGGAGGGGUGGAGGUGGAGGAGGAAGAGGAGGGCGACGACGGUGAGUUGGAGGAGGUGGAGGUGGUGGAGGAAGAGGCUGCGAUGGCAGGCGCCGAUCUGUCCAACGAAGACGAUGAUGAUAUUAGCAAAAAGCAUGAAGAUCAUUGUAAGGAGCUGAAGUCAGUUUCUUCCAGUCCUGCGAGAUCAUACAUCAAUUCAUCGAAUUCUCAUGUUAAGGAUGUUAGGGGUGGCAACCUUGACAACAAUCCUCCAUCUGAGUCUUAUAUUACUAAGGCAUCUGAAAUAAGUGAUGGUGGUGCCAGCCAGGAAACCCCACAAAGGAGACCAAGGAGUUUAUCUCCUAGUACUGAACUUGAGGGUGUGAACAAAAAGCCUGCAGUUAUUUGCAACUUUUUCGCCAGAGGCUGGUGCAUUAAGGGAAACUCCUGUAGGUUUCUUCACAAGAAAGAAGGGGCUGGCUGCACUAGCCAGGUUGCCAAGGAAGAUAGGACUACUAGUGGAGAUCCGGUUGAUUGCAAAGGUUCACCAGAAAAGUUUGAAAUAUCAAGUAAAUCUGCUUCAAUCGACUCGAUAGGCUUAUCAAUUGUUGAGAAUUCAAGAAAAUCAGAUGUUUCACCAAGUGCCCAUGUCCGGACAUAUGGUGGGGAGAUCCAUGGAUCAUCUCAGAUCAGGGAUGAUAAUAAUUUGCUUGCAUCAAAUACCUAUCCUAAGGAAUGUUUUCAAGGUAAUGUUCCGUUGACCGAUAGAACAUCUCAUCUUGCAGUUGAUGGGUUAAGGCAGAAGACAUUGUUCCAAGAAGGAGACCAAAGAACUUACGAGCUAAAACAUAAUCUUGAUUCCAUCGGUGAUAGACGCUCAUCUAGUGGAGAGUUUCUAUCAAGAGAUUAUUCAGGUGAGGGAAAAAUAUACAAGGAAGUGCCUGGAGGUGAGUCUCUAAGUGAUGGAUCAUUUUCAAGAGCAUCAUCUUUCACAAAGAACCCAUUAACUUCAAGAUAUGACUAUGUCUGUGGUAGAUCAUUCACGACAACUGAUGUCUACAGGGGUUGCAACAACACCUAUUCUUAUGAAAAAAUACCAGAUAGCUUUGCUAUACGAUAUCAACAGAGCCACUUUCCACCAUAUGAUUCCUAUAAUUCUUGCUUAACCAGCUCAGUUAGUUCAACCUUCAAGAAUUCUCUUCAUCUGUUUUGCGGUUCACCUUCAAUUGAAUCAGUUCAUCCAUAUGCUCAAGCGAGGACAAGAUUAGCACAUGGCUCUCCACCACUUGAUGCCAAACAACAAGAUAUUUGUAGAACACUCGACUAUGGUAGGGGAGUCGGUGCUACUACAUCUGGACAACAAAGUAUUGCUGGGGAUAUUCUGACGUUUUCUGACCAGAAAUCAGAACUCCAAGAAAAUACUUGGGAACCUUCUAUACCUUUUCGAUCAUCAUUUUGCAGUGCACGAGCAUUUAAAUCAUCUUCUGAAAUCCAAUAUGAUCCACUUGUUGACAGCAUUGAACCUCCCAAAGUAGGACUUUUAGCUUCAGCUUCUCCAAGAGGGAUCACAAACAGUAUGACAAGUCAACAUAUUGUUGGUUAUCCUAUACUAGGUGAUAUUGCUCCAGAGUAUAAUGUGAAAAAGUCUUUCGACACUUCUACUCCAGCCUAUGAAAGCAUGCUAGAUAACAAGAAAUCACAGCACGAAAUUUGUGGCUAUACAAAUGUUAUGGCUCCUGCUCCAGUAGCAGUUGAUGGGGGAGACAACAUUACUCCUAAGGGGGAAAGUCAGGUCCAUCAUUUGACUGAUGUUGCAUAUGUUGAUAAGACAGACCUUGUCCGUAAUAUGAGUAAAGUAGAUGAGGGAAAAGAGAUUAAGGAAUCAAAGGCAGUGAAAAAUUUCCGUACUGCUUUGGUAGAUUUUUUGAAGGAAUUGCUAAAGCCAGUUUGGAAGGAAGGUCACUUGAGUAAGGAUGCUCAUAAGAUGAUAGUCAAGAAGGCCUCUGAGAAGGUCCUAAGUGCAUUGCAACCUCAUCAAAUCCCAAGUGAUACAGAGUCAAUAAAUCAUUAUCUUUCCAUAUCGAAGCCAAAGCUCUUGAAGCUUGUAGAGGGUUAUGUGAACAAGUAUAGUAAAUCUUGAGUCUAUAGUCUCUGCAUGAGUUUAGUUUUGCACAAAUAUCUGCUCAUGGAUCUUAAACUAAAUUUCUGGUGGGCAUACUUAAAUUUCAUGGUCAAAACUUCUUCAAAAUUUUUGAUGUGGACAUGGAAGUCCCCACUGGACCACGUGUUUCUUUUUUGGGGUGUGGGGGGGGGGGGGCGGGGGGCGGCAAGGAGGGGAAGGCUUUUUUGGGUUGGGGGGCGGCAAGGAGGGGAAGGCUUGUUUUUUUCCUUGUCCAGACAGGUUUCACUCAGCAUCAAUUAGCCUUGUUUAAGUCUCUGUGAUUGCCAGUCUACUGUCUAUGACUAGUAUCUGCCUUGGAGUCGAAGGGUAUAUCUUGGAUGGAAUUGCUCUUAUUGCUAAGUUGCCGAGCCACCUCUGAGUUUGGUAAUCAACUUGUAUAACCUGGGAAGAGUUGUGCUGUAUUCACUUGGAAAAACAAACGCUGAUUGAUGAAGAUGAGGAGAGUUCCUAUUUGUCUUCAUUUUCUUUUUAGCUGCAAGCUUGCUUCUGUAUCUGAACCCUUGUUCAAGGCAUGUUAUACUACGAUUUCUUUCUUAUGUAUCCAUAUUUUGUUUGUCAUGGGGUACCCGAAGUGUAUAGCAUUAUUCUUUGUUCCCA